UCCGUGACUUUCAGUGUUGGCCGUCGCCAUUACAGCGACGACAGUGUUCGUCAAAAGCGCUUUCGUUCAUCGUCGUUUUCGGCGACAGGGUUUAUCCCUGCUCCCGAAAGGGUUUCGUUUCCUUCGUGUAUAAACUUUUAGCAUCUUUUGAACCAGUUUUGUGGCACUGGCAAAAGGUUUUAUUAUUUGUGUAAUUUUAAUCAUGGCUUGCUGAAAAAAUGUCGGGCCUGAAAUUGUUUGCUGUUUCUCCAUGCGGAGAUUAUUUCUCCACCAUCGUAGAUGCUAGAGGACUUUACUAUGGACAAAAAAUCAACUCGUUCAGUACAACCCCCAGUAAAGGGGAAUGGUACUGAGGCUAAGAAGAAUCAAGCCUGACUGUAUCAUGUAUAACCGACAACCAAGUGCCAACCAGAACUGCUCAUCGGUUUGUAAUGCAGCAGUUCAUGUAGCCAGUGGGAGGAUAGUUUCAGAUGUCAGCAGCAACAAACAGUUUCAAAAAACAGUUCGGCGACGAGAGCAGGCAACCUCAAGUAAUACCAGAUAUGAAACAAGUCGGAAACCUGCCCCACAAAAAUGUAAAUCUAUUGACAAAAGACCAAAACCACGGGGUCAGUAUUACAGUGGUGGAAAGGAGGAUACCAAGGUAGCAGGGGAUGAGAGCAUUGCUGAGUAUGGGUCAGUUGUACUACCCAGCAGCAAAAAGCAAAACUUGAACCACUUAUUAAACUUUCAUUACGCACCAAGAGAAGGUACAACAAGUUGGCGUUCUGGUUGGGGUAGCAGUGGCAGUGGUCGUCACCACCAUGUUUCACUUCGCCACAAAUACAACAAGGAGCAGUUUUUACAAGCAAACUGUCAGUUUGUGGUCCGUGCUGAUGCAGAUUAUUCAGCAUACAUCUCUGACCCUGAUGCACUUGUUAGUUGGGAUCUUAUUGAACAAAUUCGUCUUCAGAGUUGUGAAAUGGUUUCCUGCCCAAUAUGCCUGUAUCCGCCUGUAGCUGCCAAGAUGACUCGAUGUGGACAUGUUUAUUGUUGGCCUUGCAUCUUACACUAUCUGGCAUUAUCAGAUAAAUCAUGGAGCAAAUGCCCAAUCUGUUAUGAAUCAGUACAUAGGCAAGACCUGAAGAGCGUCAUUGCUAUUCCACACACGCAAUUUUCAGUAGGUGAAGAAAUAACAUUACGCCUUAUGAAGAGAGAGAAGGGCUCACUUCUGCCUGUGCCAGUUGACCAGUGCAAGGACCUCCCUAUGAAGAAGCUGCUUUCUGUUUCUGAGAAAGAACUAGACACAACUUACUCAAAGCUGCUACUAGCAACACCAGCGGAGGUACUGUCAAUAAUAGAACGUGAACGCUGUGAGUUAGAGGUACAACUAGCAGAUGACGAGUCCCAGCCGGAAACUUGUUUCAUCCAGCAAGCUAUUGAUUUAUUGAGCCAGAGAAAAAUACCAACCAUUUGUGAAGAUAACAAAUUACUGGAAUUGGGAGCAGCAGCUCUACUGCCCGAAACACUGUCGACUGUGGAACCUGCGCAUCCUGAUUUGCAAGUGCACACAGCAGAUGUGGAAAUGAAGCUUCCAGUGGCAGUGGCAGCGGCAGCGGCAGCAACAGCAGUUGAAGCAGUGGAAGAAAUUGCUGCUCGAAAACGCUGUGAAAGUUUCUGCAGUGAAGAGAGUGAGUCCGCAAAUAUUACAGUUGAAAAUCUUGAGAGCCCAUCAACACAGGCGUCACAAAAAUACUUUUAUUUCUAUCAAGCUGCAGAUGGACAGCACAUCUACAUGCAUGCAUUGAAUGUGCGAAUGCUGGAACAUAUAUUUGGUUCGCUAGAGAACUGCCCUCCAACAGUGCGCGGUCGCAUAAUUGAGAAAGAACCUGGAUCGGUAACUGAAGAAUUACGUCACCGACUUCGCUACCUGCAGCAUCUUCCAAUCACAUCACAGUUUGAUGUUGUAGAACUCCACAUCUUGGCUCCUACCAUACCAAGGCGCACCUUGGAAUUCUUCCAUGAUCAGUUGGAGGUGAGGCGUAAAAGGCGUCGGCGUAAAGCACAAGAUGAGCGUAAACGUGAAAAACGUAUUACAGAGGAAGAGAACAAACGCUGGGGCAGGUAUCCUACUCCAAAUAUUCGUAUAGAGUCCCAGCAUCAAUUUCCUCAAUGUGGCACCGAUGUUGAUGGUAUUAGAGUAGACAGCCCUAUAUCACCUGCAGAGUCGAGCUUGGCCAGUAGUCCUUCUUUAUCCCAAGAAGAUAACUUACCAUCUGUAGUUGAGACUUUGAGCCUUGAAAAUGUAGACAGUACAGGCCCAUCAUUUGCCCAGAUGCUUCGUGAGGGUAAGAGCCGACCACCAUCAGUAUGGCCUAGGGUCAGUGUAGCAUCCUCAGUUUCCCCAAGAGCACCCACCCAGCACACUGGUGCUCGUCAUUCUUCUGACAGUGAGACAGAGCUUGAAGGUUAUGUGCCUGUACCUACAUUUCAGCAGAGCUUCAGUGAUGCCAUUGCAUUGGCUUUAGAGAAAGCAGCUACUGCACAUCAGAACAAUGAAGGCAACAUUCAACCUUCUUCAGGCAAAAAGAAGAAAAAGAUGAAACAAAAAGUUCUUUUUGCUACUGGCAUGGCAUGUUCUAGCAAGUAGCUUCACAUUGCAGUUUCAAUUUUUGUCUCAUUCUGCUUUGAAAUACUGUGUCUUUAAAUUCUAAUAGUUUUUUGCAAUGAAGAAAAUUUCACAAACUCUUAAAUUUAAUAUAAAUAAUUUAGCUUCAUUUUAACAUUGUAAUUAAUCUUAUUUUACAUUUUCAAUAAAGAAUAGUUACUGCACUGUAGCCCCUUGAAGAAUCCUUGUUUUCUGAUGGUUUUGUGGCAUUUGUCUUAAGUCAGGUUUUAGUUACUGGGUAUUUGUUUCUAUAGGUUAUUUAUCAGUUAAAGUAACAUUCAGGUUACAAAAUUUGUGUAAUGCUGUGGAAGGUACAACACAAAAAUGUAUAGUACUCACAAAGUUAAUGAAAAGGUAUAUCCUUUGCUGAAGUACUUGUAUAAAUAUGGUUUAUGUAAUGUUUGGAUGCUAUACUGUUGAUACCGCACAAGCAGUAGAUUUUUUGUUAAUUUUCUUAAAUUAUCAUUGUUUGGUAGACCACCAAACAGUAAGGGAGGCAACACUGGUUGUGAUAAAGAUUGAUAAGACUCCUGUUUGAAUAUAGCUGUGUACUUUUAAAUCAGUAUGGCAGAAUGUACUAUUUGACAAACAUAAAAGGUUAUUCUAUAAUUUUUCCUAAAUAUUAUGUGCUAUAAUGCCUUUGCCAAUGUCUUGGCACUGCUGUGUGGGAUCUUUGGCUGGGUGGCCUCGGGCCUGGCUUCUGUGAUAUUUGUUCCUACAGUUCAGUGUUCAAUUUUGUGACAAGGCACAUGAAUCAGAUAUUUGUUGAAAUUGCCAUGUUUUCAAGGUUUAUUAUGUUUAAAAUAUUAUAAAUUUAAUUUGAAUAAAAUUUGAUAAAACUGA
Schistocerca americana (American grasshopper) is the source of this 3490-nucleotide messenger RNA. Its product is annotated as RING finger protein 10. The record is from RefSeq and is a predicted model, not a curated record. NCBI's taxonomy places the organism in Eukaryota, Metazoa, Arthropoda, Insecta, Orthoptera, Acrididae. Gene Ontology annotation, biological process: positive regulation of transcription by RNA polymerase II. Gene Ontology annotation, molecular function: transcription cis-regulatory region binding; metal ion binding. Bases 344 to 2629 code for a protein of 761 amino acids. The transcript is spliced from 13 exons.